GAGGUUGUGAUUCACACCCUUGUCCCUUCUCAAGCCCCCCCAGGUUAAACCAUGGGAGACUGGUUAAACCAUGGGAGACUGGUUAAACCAUGGGAGACUGGUUAAACCAUGGGAGACUGGUCCAUUCUCGGACGCUUCCUAUCCGAGGUGCAGAACCACUCCACAGUGAUCGGCAAGAUCUGGCUGACCAUGUUGCUGAUCUUCCGCAUCCUGCUGGUGACGACAUCUUCCCUGUGCUGCACUACCUGUGCUGGGUCUACAUCUUCCCUGUCCUGCACUACCUGGGCUGGGUCUACAUCUUCCCUGUGCUGCACUACCUGGGCUGGGUCUACAUCUUCCCUGUGCUGCACUACCUGGGCUGGGUCUACAUCUUCCCUGUGCUGCACUACCUGUGCUGGGUCUACAUCUUCCCUGUGCUGCACUACCUGUGCUGGGUCUACAUCUUCCCUGUGCUGCACUACCUGUGCUGGGUCUACAUCUUCCCUGUGCUGCACUACCUGGGCUGGGUCUACAUCUUCCCUGUGCUGCACUACCUGGGCUGGGUCUACAUCUUCCCUGUGCUGCACUACCUGGGCUGGGUCUACAUCUUCCCUGUGCUGCACUACCUGGGCUGGGUCUACAUCUUCCCUGUGCUGCACUACCUGGGCUGGGUCUACAUCUUCUGCGUACUGUGCUCCGCUUGCUCCACCUGCUUCCGGCCCGAGAGCGACCCUGUGGGGCUGUACAACCACCACAACCCUCUGCUGCUGCAGCUCAAACACUCUCUGAGGGGCAGGCUGGUCCUGCAGACUCCCACGCCCAUGGCCCAGGAGAAGGCUGGUCCUGCAGACUCCCACGCCCAUGGCCCAGGAGAAGGCUGGUCCUGCAGACUCCCACGCCCAUGGCCCAGGAGAAGGCUGGUCCUGCAGACUCCCACGCCCAUGGCCCAGGAGAAGGCUGGUCCUGCAGACUCCCACGCCCAUGGCCCAGGAGAAGGCUGGUCCUGCAGACUCCCACGCCCAUGGCCCAGGAGAAGGCUGGUCCUGCAGACUCCCACGCCCAUGGCCCAGGAGAAGGCUGGGGGCCACUUGCUCACUCACGUCCCAGCCAUCUCCUUUGAGACCGACUCUACUGUGGAGUGCACCUCCAAGAGGACUCCGGAAGAGAGGGACCGGGUGAAGGUUAUACUGGCCAAGAUGGGACGGAUCAAGAAAUCUUGGCUGUGAAAUGCCCAUUAUGUGUGAUUAUCGAUUGUAGCAUUUUCCACUUUUGAAAUAAUAAUGGGAAAGACAGGGUUUAUAGCGUAGGUUGCUCAGAUUGGGCAUUGGGAAAAAUUGAGAGAAUGAAAGUUUACUCCUGAUUCAGAGAGAAAGAUUCAACUUUAUCAUCCAUACCAUAGUUUAAAUUACAUAAAGAAUAUUCAAACUGUUCCUGAGUUUCGAAAGACAGAGAAAGGAAAACGUUUUUCUGUAAAAUUGUAUACAUUCAGUUUACAGUCAUUAUCUUCAGUCUGUUCACACCUGUUCACACAAGGCCUACUGUCCACAAUCUCAGGGUUCUUCAAUACAAAUACACCUGUUUCAUAAAACCUGACAAGUUUUCACAUUCAAACAAUGUUUGUAAGAUACUUUUCAAUAACUCCUUGUAAUUGUUGAAACCAUACAUAGCUGGUAACUUGAGCUUGACAGAGUACUUGAGCUCGGCAGAGUAGUUUUGACCUGUGUCCAGACGCAGUCAUUUAUGUUGUCUAAAGGCAAUUUGUCUCUCAUAACAAUAUUAUUUUUCAUAAUAAUCUAAUCUGAUUAACUGGUAGGUAGUCACUAACUAUUUGUAGCAUGUGUGCCUCUUUUUAUUGAUAUUUACAUGGUGUGUAUGUGUAUAGAUGUUAAGUAAUUAAUGUUGAAAUUAUCCAAGGGUUUUUAACUGAAAUGUUAAUAGUUGGUGUCUCAAUCUCAGACAUUUGCGC
Molecule: messenger RNA, 1945 nt
Organism: Coregonus clupeaformis (lake whitefish)
Lineage: Eukaryota; Metazoa; Chordata; Actinopteri; Salmoniformes; Salmonidae
Exons: 2
Coding region: 90-1205 (371 amino acids)
Source: RefSeq, a predicted model, not a curated record